AUGCCUGGUAUCUUGCCUAUGAAAGUGAUCAAAGUCGGUGGGACUGGCACAACGAGCCGUAUCGCCCAAGCCUGUGACCGAUGCCGGAGUAAGAAAAUACGUUGCGACGGUGUUCGACCUUGCUGCUCGCAAUGCGCCAACGUGGGCUUCGAGUGCCGCACCAGCGACAAACUGAGCCGCCGUGCCUUCCCACGUGGAUAUACCGAGUCGCUCGAAGAGCGAGUUAGGAGUCUAGAAUCCGAAGUCAAAGACUUGAAAGACCUCUUGGAUGAGAAGGACGAAAAGAUCGAUGUCUUGUCCCGGAUACAUUCGUUUACGCCACCGCAUCGAGCCACCUCUGCCCGGUCUCCCUCUGCCUCUGCGACAGUGAAGUCGACCACUUCGGAUUCAUCGGGUGGGGUGUUUCAUGUACAGCGAUCGAUGGCCCGACCAUCCCGGCAGUCGGAGAACCCUUUUGUAGGCUUUUCUAGCACACUGGGAUUUGCUAAUGUCUUUACCGAUAAGCUUGUCAGUGAGGGCAAGUCGGCAACAAAGAUUCCCAUAGGGGCGCUUACUGCCUUGUCUACCUCGGUAUUCCAGAGUUCCACUAACCAGGCCGUGAAAACACCACCCCGCUUGGUGUCGGACCAGCUGAUCAACAUCUUUUUCCAAGAAUGGGCGCCGCUGUACCCUGUAGUACAUCGUCCCACCAUUCUGAAAGCUUACGGCCAGUAUCUCAACAAUACUGGGACUCUCCGGCGCGAUCCCCAUGUGAUGGCGCAGUUGAACCUGAUUUUCGGUAUCGCUGCACUUUCGUCAAUCUCGCGGACCAACCAAGACCCGACUUUCUUCGAAGAGAACUGGUCAGCCACCCUUGAUUCGCUCUCUAGUGAAACGUCAGUUUCCAGCCUGCAGUGCUUUGUUCUUGGUCAGAUCUACUGCAUGACCAAAGGCGACUACCGCACCUUGCUUCGCUAUCGUGCCCUUGGUGUUGAUAUAUGCCACCAGCUCGGCAUGCACGAAAACCAAGAAAGCUCGACCAAUCCGCUAGAUGACGAGACUCGUAAGAAGGUUUUCUGGUCGCAAUAUGUGCUCGACCGCUUCUGUUCCGCACUUACUGGACUGCCGGUCCUUUUGCGCGAAGAGGAUAUCGAGACUGAGUAUCCGGUUGAUGCGGACGAUGAGAAUGUUACAGAAACAGGGUUUUUGCCGACCCUUCCUGGCGAAUCCACUCGGAUAUCCAGUGCCCUCGCUCUCUUCGGAGCUGCAAGAAUCUUGAACAAGGCUUUGGAGGAUUUGUUCCCUUCAAAAUCUGGUUACGAUGUGUACGUUUCAAAGAUGCGCUCAGUGGCAGGGCAAUUAGAUGAGUGGCUGUACACGUUGCCGCCACAUCUUCGUCUCGAAUUCAGUCAGGACAAGCCUAGCACAAACGUCACGAGUAGUCGGUCCCCGCUCCUGUCACUUGUCUACUAUUUCAUUCGAUCUUUGAUCCAUCGCCCGGCUGUCUGCUACGCCGACGGGAACAUUCGCUCUCCGUCUGCCCUAGUGCUGAGCGACUCAGCAAAGCAUAUCAUUCAGAUUCUUGAAUUGCUCGAUGAGAGGCGUUUGUGUUUGUCUGUUUGCAUUAACAGGAAAGAGCUUUUAUUCUUUUCCGGGCUUGGACUCCUUUGGCAAAUGCUUGAUGUGAAAAGCGAUAGCAAACUGGCCAAGGAUAGCCAGAAAUUGCUUGGAACCGCCAUGCAGUACCUCCAGUCAGAGUCGAGUGUAGCAGCUUCUGAAUUCGGCACGCUGUCUAACGCCCUGGUUUCUGUUGACGACGGAAGACGCUCAUCGAUGAGCAAGCAGCACCACCCGGAAAUGGUAGCACCAACACAGAAGCCGAACAAAUCCCCCAAGAAGCACUUACAGGCCUUGAAGUCUCGCCUUAUCGCAUGCUCCACCCGUGAUAAGCAACCUCCCAGCCAACCUUCUCCGCAGUCCUCUCGACGGAACACAAUCUCUGGAACCACACCCCCACUUAUGGCCCAGUCGCUCCGCUCUCCUAGUUGGAGCAGCCUGCCCCUCUCUCAACCUGACUACCUUUCCGCUCCACACUACCUCAGCGACAAAGGCCACUCCCCCUUGGACCUAGCUUCAGACCCCCGCCUAGCCGUAUCCUUGGGCUACGACCACCAACGCUCCAUGUCCUGCUCUACGCCCUCCGACCCCACAGCUGGCGCCAUCACAAUGGCUGACUGGGAAUAUGUACUGAGCGACAUGGACCGCGGGUACUCCAACAUAUUCACAGGCAUCUACGGCGGCAAAGAAUGCGGUGAAGACCCGGGUCCGUUCGCCUCUAUUGCAGCAGAAUACGGCCGCAAACCCAACGACUCAUCCCUUGUCAAUCACCCGCAGAGUGAUAUCCAUGGCCUCUCGCCCGAAGCGUGGUCCGCCAGUAGUGGUGACUUCGUACAUAAGCAAGAACAUACUACGCAGAGCGUUCUGAGCUAUUCGAGUGAGAGUAUGGGGAGUACUGAGGAGUCUCUGGCGCCCUAUCCCGAUGUCCGAGUCUGUCCUGAGGAUAUCAAGACCAUCGAUCCUUUCCAUGGUUUUGCUAUGCAUGGUGACGAUGAGGUUGAUGAGUUUUCUCUGGUCAAUGGCUGGGACCGACGGCUGGCCGUCUAA
Messenger RNA from Penicillium robsamsonii, 2643 nucleotides. RefSeq names its product C6 transcription factor FacB/Cat8 (gene facB). Lineage: Eukaryota; Fungi; Ascomycota; Eurotiomycetes; Eurotiales; Aspergillaceae. The coding region runs from base 1 to 2643 and encodes 880 amino acids. The transcript has 3 exons. The record is from RefSeq and is a predicted model, not a curated record. Gene Ontology annotation, biological process: regulation of DNA-templated transcription; DNA-templated transcription. Gene Ontology annotation, molecular function: DNA-binding transcription factor activity, RNA polymerase II-specific; zinc ion binding; DNA binding.